UUGAUUCGUGUGCCUCGUUGUUUCGUUGCUCCCGGUAUUUUUUUAAUUAUUUGCAUCAUUUUAUCGUAAAUAGUAACCCCGGCAGUGUGAGUUCAUUUAUUACGUACAAGUGUGACACGUGUGUAAGACUUGAAUGCUCCAAAGUGUUUUUAUAAAUAAAAAAAAAAAUAGUCGAAUUUUAUAAACAAAACCGGAUCUAGAUACUUUCUACUUGACGCAUUUUUUUGUACCAACAAUAUAAUACAUAUUGUUAAUAAUAAAUAAACAGUGUCACAAUAUUGAUUGCAAUGUAAAUCAAGUGACUAUUGAGAUUUGGCAACACCUCUUUGACUUUUUUAAUCCCUUGCCAGUGGACCCCGUCAUGGAUACCACGUUGAUCCGUCGUAACACAGGAUAAAGGCAAUUUGAACGAGUUUAGGUGCCUCGAGAGAGUAUCUCUAUAGCACCUACGUCGCAUGAACGCGACGGUAUCACGCAUAAGAGUGAAUGAGGGGGCUGAUUUAAGUGAUUAUUUGUUCGACAUUACUCCAAUCCUCAUUUUCCGCGUUCUCUCGCGGAAAUUCGAGAUAAAAAGGAUUAUAAACAAUGUGGAAAUUUUUCUAUCGGUUGGAAACAUGAUGAUUCCAGGAAUUAUUUGAGUGACAGUUGAUGAUAAACUUAUUUUUUAUGAUAACAUAUAGAAAAAACGAUCUCUCACUGCGACGAAACUGUGAUAGUUGAUGAUAUAAAUUCAUCUGAAUGAGUAAAAUAUUAAAUUAUUUUAGUUAAUUUAGAGAACGUAUAUAACAUAGUGCAAUUUAUUCAAGUUCAUCCUGGAUAUAAUAGAGUCGUGAUAAUUUCCUCGUGGUGACUUGGUGCAAUAUAUGAAAGAAUAAAAAAGGGAAACGUGAGAGUGUACGUGUUUAAAGUGAAUAUCUAAGUGCAAAGAAAAUUUAGUUGAUGAUUAUAAAUAAUUAUAAAAUAAGAUUUACAGUGUAAAUAUAUAUAUAUAUAUAUAUAUUUUGCAUAUUUAUUGAAUGGAUCUUAUGGAAGUGUUCGCCCAUGGGAAAUGGAUUACACUGGUGAAAUCGUCAAAAUAUGAGGAAUACGUUCUGGGAUUUAUCUCAUUGCUUGAAUCUCAAUCAAAAUGAGUCUCAAGAUUGUGUUUAUAGUGCUCCUUCUCGUAGCGAGUUCGAGAUGCAUCUGCAAGACUGGAUACACCGGACAAAAUUGCGAGAGCGAAUAUAUACCCUGUGAUCCGUCGCCUUGUCUAAAUGGAGGAUCAUGUCGUCAAUUGGGUGAACUUGAGUACGAGUGUCACUGUCCUGAUGGUUUCCGGGGCCAACAUUGUGAGGAGAACAUCGAUGAUUGUAUUGGAAAUCAUUGCCAGAAUGGAGCAACGUGUAUGGACAGAGUUAACGAGUAUGCAUGCCUGUGUCCUCCAGCUUUCACAGGUCCCCAGUGUGAGGUGGACGUUGAUGAGUGUUUAGUACGUCCUUCGCUUUGUCACAACGGAGCUACAUGCACCAACUCACACGGAAGUUACUCGUGCAUAUGUGUGAAUGGUUGGACUGGACCUGAUUGCAGCAUCAACAUUGAUGACUGCAAUACUGCUGCUUGUUUCAAUGGUGCGACAUGUAUCGAUCGUGUUGGCAGUUUCUACUGUCAAUGUACCUAUGGAAAGACUGGUUUACUUUGCCAUCUGGAUGACGCCUGCACAUCAAAUCCAUGUCACGAGGGUGCAAUUUGUGACACAAGUCCCAUCAAUGGAUUUUUCACCUGCUCCUGUGCAAGCGGAUAUAAAGGCCUGGAUUGCUCUGAGGACAUUGACGAGUGUAAACAAGGUUCUCCUUGUGAGCAUGAUGGUAUCUGCGUUAAUACGCCUGGUUCUUUUGCCUGCAACUGUACGCAAGGAUUUACUGGACCAAGAUGUGAGACAAAUGUCAACGAAUGUGAGUCUCAUCCUUGUCAGAAUGAUGGUUCCUGUCUUGAUGAUCCCGGAACAUUUCGUUGUGUCUGCAUGCCAGGUUACACUGGAACGCAGUGUGAGAUUGACAUUGACGAAUGUGCAACAAAUCCUUGCUUGAACAACGGCAUCUGCACAGACCUAGUAAACUCAUUUAAAUGUGACUGCGCUAAAGGAUUUGCUGGAUCACACUGCCAGAUAAACAUAGACGACUGUGCGUCAGCACCAUGCAAGAAUGGUGGUACUUGCCAGGACUCGAUAGCUAAAUAUACGUGCGAGUGUCCACCAGGAUUCACGGGAGCAUCUUGUGAAACGAAUAUCAAUGACUGUCAGUCAAAUCCAUGUCACAGUGGUACCUGUAUCGAUGGAGAGAACUCUUUUGUAUGUAGCUGCUUCCCAGGUUUCACUGGAAAACUAUGUCAAACCCAGAUUGACGAGUGUGAGAGUAAUCCCUGUCAGUUUGGCGGACGUUGUGAGGAUAGAAUCAAUGGAUAUCAAUGUAUCUGCAGACCUGGAACUUCUGGUACCAAUUGUGAAAUCAACGUUAACGAAUGCUACAGCAACCCAUGCAGAAACGGUGCUCGAUGUAUUGAUGGUAUCAACAGCAAUCGGAUGCCUGCAGUCGAAUGGUACUCCUGUGAAUGCGAGCCGGGUUUCACUGGUCAACAUUGUGAGACAGACAUCAACGAAUGUUCCAGCAAUCCAUGUGCUAACGGUGGUCGAUGUAUUGACUUGAUAAACGGCUACAGAUGCGAAUGUCCUCGUGGUUACUAUGAUGCUAGAUGUCUUAGCGACGUCGACGAAUGCGCAAGCAAUCCUUGUAUUAAUGGCGGUACUUGUGAAGAUGGCGUAAAUCAGUUUAUCUGCCACUGCUUACCUGGAUACGGCGGUAAAAGAUGUGAAGCUGACAUCGACGAGUGUGGAUCUAAUCCUUGUCAGCAUGGUGGAAUGUGUAUUGAUCAUCUGAAUGAUUAUAGUUGCCAAUGUUUGGCUGGAUACGCUGGUACUAACUGUGAAACGAAUAUUGAUGAUUGCGCCAAUAACCCAUGUCAAAAUGGAGGCUCAUGUAUUGACCUUGUCAACGAUUACAAGUGUGUUUGUGAAUUACCACAUACUGGAAGAAACUGUGAAGGUAAAUUAGAUCCUUGUGCACCUAAUAAAUGUCUUCACGGUGCUAAAUGUACUCCAUCAUCGAAUUUCUUGGACUUUGCCUGUACCUGUACGGUUGGAUACACUGGACGACUCUGUGACGAAGAUGUAGAUGAGUGUGUGGUAACAUCACCAUGCAGAAAUGGAGCUACUUGUAGAAAUACCAAUGGAUCCUAUCAAUGUGUAUGUGCCAAAGGAUAUGAAGGCCGUGAUUGCAUCAUUAACACUGACGAUUGUGCAUCGUUCCCUUGCCAAAAUGGAGGAACUUGUUUGGAUGGAAUUGGAGAUUAUACCUGUCUUUGCGUUGACGGAUUCAAUGGUAAACACUGCGAGAUUGAUAUUGAUGAGUGUGAAUCGUCACCAUGUAAGAAUGGAGCUAGCUGUAAUCAAUAUGUCAACUCUUAUACUUGUCAAUGCCAACUUGGAUUUUCUGGAAUCAACUGUCAAACGAACGAUGAAGAUUGCACGGACAGUAGUUGUAUGAACGGUGGCAAAUGUAUUGAUGGUAUAAACAACUAUACUUGUGUUUGUCAGCCAGGAUAUACCGGAUCCAAUUGUCAGUAUCGGAUUAACGAGUGUGAUAGUUCACCUUGCUUAAACGGAGCAACCUGCCAUGAUGACAUCAACCAUCACUACGUUUGCCACUGUCCUUAUGGUUACACUGGCCAACGCUGUGACAUGUACGUCGAUUGGUGUGCAGAUAAACCUUGCGAGAAUGGCGCUACGUGCGUUCAACAUAAGAAUAAAUAUCAUUGCAAUUGCUCAGUUGGAUGGACAGGAAAAGUUUGCGACGUGGAAAUGGUAUCUUGUAAAAACGCAGCCAUUAAAAAGAAUGUUCCAGAAGAAUAUCUCUGUAAUAAUGGAACGUGUGAAGACAUUGGUAAUAGUCAUCGUUGUCAUUGUCUGGAAGGAUAUACCGGUUCUUAUUGCCAAGAAGAGAUCAACGAGUGUGACUCAGCGCCUUGUCAAAAUGGUGCUAUUUGUAAAGAUCUUGUUGGCUCCUAUCAGUGUCAAUGUACUAAAGGCUUCCAAGGACAAAAUUGCGAUCUUAACAUUGACGAUUGUAAACCUAAUCCUUGUCAGAAUGGUGGAACUUGUCAUGAUCUCAUCAACAAUUUCAGUUGCUCAUGUCCACCAGGAACUCUCGGUAUUAUUUGUGAGAUAAAUGUUGACGAUUGUGUGCCUGGAGCUUGUCAUAACAAUGGAACGUGUACAGAUAAAGUUGGAGGAUUCGAAUGUAAAUGCCCUCCAGGAUUUGUUGGUCCCCGAUGUGAAGGAGAUAUCAAUGAAUGUCUCUCUAAACCUUGUGCUUCUCCCGGUACUCAAGAUUGUGUUCAACUUGUCAACAACUACCAUUGCAAUUGUAAACCAGGAUAUAUGGGCCGUCAUUGUGAAGCAAAAGUGAACUUCUGCGACAGUUCUCCAUGCCAGAAUGGAGGAGUUUGCACGGCUAAACAAACUGAACAUACUUGUUUAUGUCCAACGGAUUAUUAUGGACCGAACUGCGAAUUCACCGGUUCGUAUUGUGAUACCGAGCCAUGCCUUCAUGGUGGUACUUGUAGAGUUGCUGCAACGGAAAUGGGAUACAGAUGCUAUUGUCCGCCUGGAACAACUGGAACCCAUUGUGAGAUCGAUGCUAAAGAUGAAUGUGACAGCAACCCAUGUCAACAAGCCGAUGCUGUUUGUGAAAAUCUUUUUGGUGAUUACGCUUGUUACUGUCCACCAAAAUGGACUGGUAAAAAUUGUGAAAUCUACGACAUGAAUAGCCACGGUGGAGUAUUUGGAAGACCAAAUGCUGUUAUUCCUAAAGUAUUGAAUGCCUACGAAUUAGAUCUCGAACGCGAAAAGAAAAAAUGUAUCGAGAACCGUUGUGAAGAGAAAGCAGGUAAUCAUCAUUGUGAUCAAGAAUGUAACAGAUACGCAUGUAACUUUGACGGAAAUGAUUGUUCUCUGGGCAUUAAUCCCUGGAGAAAUUGUACAGCUCCAAUUAACUGCUGGGAUGUUUUUAUGAAUGGAGUUUGUGAUGAGGUUUGUAAUAAUGCUCAAUGUUUAUUUGAUGGCAGAGAUUGUGAGAAAAAGUUAGCACCUUGUAAUCCCAUUUAUGAUGCUUAUUGUCGCAAGCAUUAUGCUAACGGACACUGUGACUAUGGUUGUAACAAUGAAGAGUGUAAUUGGGACGGUUUGGAUUGUGAACGUGAAACCCCACCAUCACUUGCAGAAGGAGUUAUCUCUAUUGUCGUAAGAUUGGAUAUGCAAACAUUCCGUAAAAAUUCUGUCGCUUUCCUCAGAGAUAUUGGUCACGAACUAAGGACGACCCUAAGAGUUAAACAAGAUGAACUUGGUAAUGAUAUGAUUUAUCCUUGGAAAGGCGAUAGAGAUCAGAAUAUGCAGUCGGGCAUAAUAGGACGACCAUCAACUUAUGGUGAUAACCAGAAAGGUGUUGUAGCUUAUCUGGAAAUUGAUAAUAGAAAAUGUACAACAACACAAGGAGCAGUUUGUUUCCCUUCUGCUAAUGAAGCUGCAGAAUUUCUUGCUGCAACUGCUGCUAAACAUACUAUCUCGAAGAAUUUCCCCAUUGAACAAAUACGAGGUGUAGUUGGACCUCAAGGACCAGAGUAUCCAGAAUCUCCUACAAACUACAAAUACGUAUUUAUUGGUGUUAUCAUUGUAGUUCUUGGAGGACUGUUAGUAGGAAUUUUGAUAACAGCUCAGAAGAAACGUGCUGUAGGUAUCACCUGGUUCCCAGAUGGUUUCUUGAGAACAAGUAGUGGUAGUGGACAACGAAGAAGAUCUCGAAGACGUGGACCAGAUGGACAAGAAAUGAGAAAUUUGAAUAAACAACCUUCUGUAAAUUGUAUGGACAUGGAUGUUGGAAAUGGAAGACCUCAACAAUGGUCUGAUGAUGAAUCAGAUCUACCACCAUCGAAGAGAAUGCGUGCUAUUGAACCAGGUUACGCAAGUGAUCACACAGCAAUUACAGAUUAUGAAGAAACUGAACCAAGAGUAUGGACUCAACAACACUUAGAUGCUGCACAAAUUCGUAGACCUGAUGCAGGUGGUGUUUUAACUCCUCCAAGUCUUGAACAUGGCCAAGACAUUGACCCAAUAGGACCACACGGAAUGACUCCAUUAAUGGUUGCUUCAGUUAGAGGAGGAGGAUUAGAUACUGGAGAUGAAGAAGAUGACGGUGAUGGUACUGCAGCUGUUAUAGCAGAUCUUGUCGCACAAGGAGCAGAUUUAAAUGCAACAACUGAGAAGAGUGGAGAGACGUCUCUUCAUUUAGCAGCGCGAUUCGCACGAGCCGAUGCAGCAAAGAGACUAUUAGAUGCUGGAGCAGACGCUAAUUCUCAGGAUAACACUGGAAGAACACCACUACACUCUGCCGUAGCUGCAGAUGCAAUGGGUGUUUUCCAAAUACUUUUAAGAAAUCGUGCAACUAAUUUGAACGCAAGAAUGCAUGAUGGAACUACGCCAUUAAUUCUCGCAGCUAGACUUGCUACUGAAGGAAUGGUAGAAGAUCUCAUAAAUGCUGAUGCAGAUAUUAAUGCUGCUGAUAAUAGCGGAAAGACAGCACUCCAUUGGGCCGCAGCUGUUAAUAAUGUGGACGCUGUAAAUAUUCUCCUGGUUCACGGAGCGAACCGUGAUGCACAGGACGACAAGGAUGAAACGCCGCUGUUCCUCGCAGCACGAGAAGGAAGCUUUGAAGCCUGCAAAGCUCUUCUAGAUACGUUUGCUAAUCGAGAAAUUACUGAUCAUAUGGAUCGGUUACCUCGAGAUGUAGCAAGUGAAAGGCUACAUCAUGACAUCGUUAGAUUACUUGAGGAGCAUGUGCCCAGAUCUCCACAGAUGGUCUCUGUGAUGCCAAAUGGACCUCUCAUGGGAUCUCCAAACCAUCCACAACUUAUUACGCCACCAACAGUCAUUGGAUCAGCGCCGAAACAAUCGAAAGCCAAGAAGCGACCGAAGGCAGGGGCUCCUGGAAAUCCCAACAGCCCAGAUUCAGAAGGCUCGGUAGUGGCGGUGAGACGGAAACCGUCAGUAAAGAAGCCACCAGCAAAACGUGGUGCUCAACCCCCAAACCAGGAAAUCCCUCAGGGAGCGGAGGGAGCCGAAGGAAAUUUGCCAAGUCCUUACGACAGCGCAAGUCUCUACAGCAACGCGCUCCCAUUAGUAAACCAUACAACAACAGCAAAACAACCCCCGCCUUACGAGGAUUGUAUAAAGGGUCAAUCAAUGCAAAGUCUUCAACAACUUGGGCUCGAUACAUUCACGACCAAUUACGGUCUGCCCAAUUUUCAUGAGCAGUUGUUAGCUACUCAUCAACGCCAGACACAGGGCAUGAUUAACACAUUAUCACCACCAUAUAGUAAUCAAUCACCGCCGCACUCUGUGCAAUCAAACAUGACUCUCUCGCCACAAGCAAGUUAUAUGGGUUCACCGUCACCUGCAAAAAGUAGGCCUUCACUUCCUACCUCACCAACACAUAUUGCGGCAAUGCGACAAGCAACGCAUCAAAAACAUGGGGGAAUGCCACCAGUAGGUUUUGAUUUUGAUAACCUACCGUACACUACUAGCCAACAAGCACAGAUGCAACAACAGCAGCAACAGCAACAACAGCAACAGCAGCAACAACAAAAUAGUCAACAGCAACAGCAGCAGCAGACUCAAUACUACCAAUAUUUGACACCACCAUCACAUCAUUCAGGACCUGAUGUGACGCCUCAGCAUCUGAUGCAAGCUCCAGAGAGUUUUCCAACACCAUCGCCUGACAGCCCUGGUCAUUGGUCGUCGAGUUCGCCACAUUCGAACAGCGACUGGUCCGAGUGCAUGGCCUCGCCGAAUGCCUAUGCACCCGGUGCACCGCACCAAAGUAGCAAAGGCUCCGAGGCAAUUUAUAUAUAAGGGAUUCAACUAAUGUUCACUCGUGUGAACAAUUAUUUAUGCAUAUAAAUAUUAUAUAUAAAUAGAAAUAAUAAGCAAAAUAUAUAUAAACGUUAUAUAUAUUUUAUAUAUAUAAAUUUUUCACAAAGACUUCGUUGGAAUCAGAGACACUGCUAUGUAUAACUCAAUCAAUUAAUCGUGCCUCUUUAAUUAUGUAAAUCGUGUAGUAAGAAAUAAGCAAAGUAAACUAUUAUAUUUUUAUGAGAAUCAAUUUUUAUACGUAACAGUGCAAAGUUGAGCUCAAUGAUAAAAUGAAGGGUGCCUUCAAACUUGCCAGAGUGUGAGGACCUUCUCAAAGAAUUGCAAAAAUAAGAUGGAACGAGAAAUGAAUGAGAGACAUCAAUGAGUUAAUUACAAAUUUUAUUGUAAAUACAUUUCAGAUAAUGAGAAAAGACAAUAAAAAAAGACAAUCGUGUUAAAAAUAUUCAACUUAGAGUGUAUGUAACUGUAAUAUUCUAUUUAAUAUGUAUGAAUAGCACGAUUAUAUCCAGUGAGAUAUGUCUCUGUAGUAAAUAUAUAUCGUUCAAUAUUUCAAAUCGCCACUGCCAAUCUUUAUAUUAUAACAGGCGGGACGAAUUGACAAUAAUUCUCAUAAUGUUAACUGAGAAAACAGGAAACACUCGAUUACAUAGCGAACGAGAGAAAGAAAGGGAAUUGAAAUUUGUGCCUUUCAAUUAUUCUAGCUAAUAUUCAAUUAGUUAAAUUACUGAAUUAUGCGUUUAAUGUCACAUACAUUGCACAAAUAAAUGAUAAAUCGUGCUAUCAGAGCAAUGUAAUGUAAGAUACAAAUGGUUGACUGAGAUUUCAAGAAUUUAAUACCAUUCCUCUCGACAAGUUGUUCCAUACACAGACAUUCCAAUUCGUAUAUUACUCAUUUUACUUAAUUUUUUUUUCUUCAUUUCAAAAAUAUAUUAUUGUAGAAUUUUUUAAUAUGCAUUUUAAACUAACACUAUAGUGUAAUUUUUUUGUUUAUUAAUCUCUCGAAAUGUUGAUAUUUUACAAAUAAGAUAAGUCGUGUGUCCUAGAAAUGGUAAACAAAUUCUCAAAUUUUAGUUGACCAAGUUUGAGUGAGUAUAAAUAAAUGAAAAAAAAAAUUGUAGCGACAUAAACACCACAAUCACCAAUGGUGUUUACAUAAUUAAUAAGUUCAUUAGAUUGUUGCGAGAGAAAAGGUUAUAUUGAUUAAUAUAAAUCGACUUGUGCUUGCAAUAUUAGUAGUGAAUGAUUAAUAACAACAAAGGCAUGACAAUUUAACUUUUAAUAAAAUCAUUGAGUGUAAUUCUUUUCUUUAUUUUUUAGAUAUUUAUAAAAAGAAAAAAAAAAAUUGUAAAUAAUCUAAUUUUUUUGUCUUAAUUAUUACACUGUCGAGUAUUUCUGUAUCAUCUUUUCUCUCGAUUUUUGUACAAACUGUUUUUACAUAUUUUUAUACUGAAUAAGUUAGCAAAUAUAAUUGCUAUUUGAUAAAUUUGUUUUGUAAGAUGGUCUACAUAUAUUAAUAAUCAUGUUUCUCUAUUAUACUAUUAAUAAUGACGUUUACAUUUAUUGUGUGAUUUUAUGUUGCAUUAAGGAUAUUAUACUGAUACUGUUCUUAAUGCAAUACUGGGUUACACACAGCGGUGCGAUUGAGACACAAUAUCAAAUUAAAUAAUUCAAAUUAUAUAUUUAUGAAAAUGGAUUUUAUUCUUAAUAUAUCAUGCUGUUUGAUCAAAAAGUGCGAUUAUUCAUGAAGACUGCGUACGAUUUUCUGAAUGUAACAAUAAUAUUUUCAUACUAGUGUGUUUUUUGUAAUUAAAAUGAUAAAUGCGGAGAUAAUAUGACAAUUUUGAAUCUAAAAUGUAUUUGAAACAAGUAAUAAUGUCCUCAUAAAUUGAUCACACUGUUUACAUGAGCGAAAUAUGUAUGCUGAUUAUGAGGGAAAAUGAAAAAUAGGAAUUUCUUAUCAAAAAAUGUUUGCUCUCUAACGCACCUUUACUCUGUGUUAAAAAUUAUUUAUAGUUAUAAGAUAUAAUGUAGUGUAUGAUUAGCGAUAAAUUAGAGAAUUCGAAUUAUAAUAGAAUUUGUUAUUCUUUGCAACUUGUAAAAAGUACUGAGUUUUAUUAGUAUUAACUGCUCGAUAAGAAAACUAAAGAUAUUUUCAUUCUAUUUGUCCCCUCGCCUUACUUCCCAUAUUUUUAUAAAUAAGUUAUGUCUUUUAAACAGAUGUAAUAAUAAAGAUAGUCUAACCAUU
Messenger RNA from Chelonus insularis, 10262 nucleotides. RefSeq names its product neurogenic locus Notch protein (gene N). The record is from RefSeq and is a predicted model, not a curated record. Gene Ontology annotation, cellular component: plasma membrane; protein-containing complex. Gene Ontology annotation, molecular function: Notch binding; calcium ion binding. Gene Ontology annotation, biological process: multicellular organism development; regulation of developmental process; establishment or maintenance of epithelial cell apical/basal polarity. Bases 1127 to 7996 code for a protein of 2289 amino acids. The transcript is spliced from 9 exons. Lineage: Eukaryota; Metazoa; Arthropoda; Insecta; Hymenoptera; Braconidae.